Molecule: messenger RNA, 2073 nt
Organism: Myxozyma melibiosi
Lineage: Eukaryota; Fungi; Ascomycota; Lipomycetes; Lipomycetales; Lipomycetaceae
Product: mitochondrial 3-hydroxyisobutyryl-CoA hydrolase
Exons: 5
Coding region: 236-1708 (490 amino acids)
Biological process (GO): L-valine catabolic process
Cellular component (GO): mitochondrion
Molecular function (GO): 3-hydroxyisobutyryl-CoA hydrolase activity
Source: RefSeq, a predicted model, not a curated record
AUUGUUUGUAUAUUAUUCUUGUAUUAUAAUCUGGAUAGUUGUAUUCUAUAAGACCCCGUGAGUAGAUCUACGCACUGGCAGCAGCCUGUGAGUGUGAGCAAAGCCCAACCCGAACUAUUCGACCACUUUUAUCGACUCAACCAACUUCCUCUUCCUGGACCUCGGUCGCUUUCGUCUCCUCCUCCGCCUUUUCAUCUUCCUCCUCGACUCUUCUCUUCUUCCUCUUCCUCUUCCCAUGCUCCUCCCUCACGCAAGACCGCUCUUCCGGUCCUCCCUCCGCCGCUCAAUGCCUCUCCGCGCAAAGAUCACAAACACCGCCUUUCUCCGGAUGGAGUCCACCGCCGCUGCUUACGUCCCCGACGACGUGCUUUUCGAGUCCGCGGCCUUGACCAGGUUCAUCAAGCUCAACCGUCCGAAAAAGCUCAAUGCGCUCAAUCUGUCGAUGGUCGAGAAGAUCAUCCCGCGGUUGACCGCUUGGAGAGAUACCGCUGCCGCGGUGGUCGUCAUCAAGGGCCUCGGUGGCCGCGCUCUCUGCGCCGGCGGCGACGUUGCCUCUCUGCUCGACGUCGCUCCCGAGGAUUCGUCCGCGUUCUUUGUUGACGAGUACCUUCUCGAUUCCCUCAUUGCUACCUAUCCCAAGGCCGUUGUCGCCAUCAUGGACGGCAUUACCAUGGGCGGAGGUGCCGGAUUGUCGAUGCACACGCCGUUCCGAAUCGCGACCGAAAAGACGGUGUUUGCGAUGCCGGAGACGCUCAUCGGAUUCUAUCCCGACGUCGGCGCAGGUUUUUUCCUCUCCCGGCUCGACGGCGAGCUCGGCACGUAUCUGGCGAUGACGGGCGAGCGCCUGAACGGCUACGACGCCUACAUGGCUGGCGUUGCGACGCACUUUGUCAAGAGCGACAAUCUGCAGGACGUGGAGGCGCGCAUUGUGGAGCUGAGCGGGCGCGCGGAUAUGCUCGACUCGCCUGAGGACCCGCUCGGAGUGAAGAAGCUCAAUGCGCUGCUCAACGGUGGAAUUGAUGACUUCCAGGUGCCGGUGCCGGAAGGAUACGAGUACACGUUUGGCGGCCAGACCGGCGAUGUUAUCGACCGCUGCUUCUCACACUCGUCGCUUGAGGAGAUCAUGAAGGCUUUGGAGGCCGAUGAGAGCGAAUUUGCAAAGAAGACACUGGAGACUAUGAAGCUCCGGUGCCCGCUGUCGAUGAAGGUCGCAUUAGAGCUCGUGCGAACGAGCCGGAACAUUAGCAUCAGGGAUAUGUUCAAGCGCGACAUGCACCUGGCGCACCACUUUAUGCGACAGGGCGAGUUCAAGAAGGGCGUGACCUACCGCGUGGUUGAGAAGCAGAACGGCCGGGCGGACUGGGCGGAAGCACCUUCCGACAGUGAGAUCAAGAGUGUGUAUUUCAGCGAAGAGCUGGCUGAGGAGUAUAAUAAUGUCUACGAGAUGCUCGACAGUUUUGAGACGGGCGACUACCACGAGUACCCGUACCACAACGGCCUGCCGAGCGAGAGCGACGUUCGCGAGUACGUGCUGGGCGAGAGCGAGGACUCGGGCCCGUAUCUGCAGACAAAGGAGGAGGUGAUUGCGCACUUUGAGCUCGACUUCAACGGCAAGGCGGGCGUGCGCGAGAAGGUCGACGACAUUCUUUCGCGAAAAACAAAGGUGGUGAGGGGCGACGAUUCUGAGAUUCUGAUAAACUGGGUUUAGUGGGUUUUAGUUUAUUAGUUUUUGGUGAUGACGAAGCUGUUUUGAGAGUACAUGUUAACAACUUAUAUGAUGUAUAUAUAUUCAUAAUAUCUAUUGCAGAUUGCAAGAGGCAUAAAUAAGCGCAGAUCUUUUGUCACAUGUGGCCGCACGACAGCCACCGCCACGCAAGCGCAGAAUAAGACGAGGACAGGAGUAGAUUGAGCGGGUACUACUGCGGAUAGUAAUUGUAAAGAGUAUUUAACGAACAGAAGACGCAAACAAAGGAGGAUCCGAGUUAGGAAAUAGCAUAACUGUGUAUAAACCACACUACUUGGAACCCCAACACAAAACCCAAACCGCAGAUAAACCGGCCAAAGAUAAUAAAC